Molecule: messenger RNA, 852 nt
Organism: Trichoderma breve
Lineage: Eukaryota; Fungi; Ascomycota; Sordariomycetes; Hypocreales; Hypocreaceae
Exons: 6
Coding region: 1-852 (283 amino acids)
Source: RefSeq, a predicted model, not a curated record
AUGGAUCAAGAAAACAUCCCAUCGAAAGCAAAAAGGGGAUUUAGCAACAGGGAUAUGGCUGUGAUACAAAAGACAGAUGAAGAACAGAAACAGCUUUACGCCUUUAUCAACAAACACAGUCAAUUCUCGGAAGAAGAGAAAUACUCUUUACAGAUUGACAGCGUUCCCGCGUUUAUAAAACAGUGGAAUCUGGCCAUCGAUUCAAGAGGCAAAUUCGAAGCGAGCCAUGAGCAUGGAGUUGGGCUUGCAGCUCGAAGAGCUCAGCAAUUUGCAGAAUCUGCCUACGAUGUCUUACAGCACAUGAACCCUAUCGUGCAGCUCGUACAAGACUUUGGCGCGCCGUAUGGUGGAAUGGCCAUUGGAAUAAUCUCUUUUCUGUUUACCGUUAUCAGAAACCGAGCCAAGUUAGAGGCUAGCAUAUAUGAUACACUACUUCAAAUCAGAGACAGAACCGCUGGACUGGAAGUAUUUCGGCAUAUUUAUGACGACGAUCAUGAGCUUGAUCAGCAACUACAGUCCAAAAUUGUCCAGGCUUAUAAAAGCUUCAUGAGUUUUUGCAUAGAAGCUACAAGGUUUUACUCUAGUGGAAGCAUGAGGCGAUGGCUUAGAUUUACCUGGAGCUUUUCACAUUCUUUGGAAGAUCGAGCAUCUGAGGUCCAAAGGUCUCUCGUGGACGUGAGAUAUACCAGCGAAGAGCUAUUAAGCAAAAAUGUCGAUAGAAUCAAACAGAUUAAUCUUGAACUGCAGAUAGGCCGUGAUAACGAUCGUCUGCUGGCGAUCCAGAAGCUACUACAUCUCGAAAUAUACUCUCAGGAGUAUGAAUGGGAACUGCUGCAGAGGGUCUCGGCUUGA